CUGCGCUUCAAUAAGAGGGAGGCAAAAAAGCAGUGCGGGGCGGCGCGGGUGCGGGGCAGGUGCCGUUGUUUUGUAGGGGAGGGCCCCCCCCGGCCACGCACGGGGUGCACGAGGCAGUGCAGCGUAGUGCAGUGCAGUGCAGUGCAGCGCGGGCCCCCGCCGGGAUUGCCCACCCGGAGCCGAGCGCGUCUCUGCCGGGCGAUGCGGGGCAGGGAUCGGGGCGGCGCGGCGGCGGCGUGAGGCGUGAGGCCGCCCCGCGCGGGGCAGCGGCGGAGCGGGGCCGACCCGCGCCCCCACGUGCGGCGAGGCAGCCCGGGCGGGUCCAUGGGCGCGCUGGAGCCCGCGGCGGGAGGCAGCGGCAGCGCCCUGGCCAUGCUGAGCGCCAGCGACAGCCAAAGUUUUGCCAAGGAGCCGGCGGACGCGCAGGGCGCCAAGGAGCCGGCCGAGCUCAAGCUGGGCAGCGCCGAGCGCUUCUACUACCCCGAGGCGCCGGGCGCCGAGGGCUGCCCGCUCAGCCUGCCCUACGGCGGCCACAUGCUGCCCGGCGGCUUCGGCGUGAGCGGCGCCGCCGGCCGCUUCCUUAGCCCGGCCCUGAACAGCUGCUCCUCCUCCUACCGCGCCCCGCCGCCGCCCGCCGCCCCUCCGCCGGGGGGUCCCGGCUACGCGGCCGAGCCCUACCCCGGCGGCGCGGACCUCUACACCGGCAGCGGCGGCAGCUGCAGCACCGGAGGUGGCGGGGAGAGCUGCUACCCGGGCUCCGUGCAGCCCCUGUUCCCCCGCGGCCCGCUCUACCCGGUGCCCGGAUACCAGGUGGCCGGGAAGGUCCAGGUGGUGCUCAACAACUACCCGCUCUGGGCCAAGUUCCACAAGCACCAGACCGAGAUGAUCAUCACCAAGCAGGGCAGGCGCAUGUUCCCGUUUCUCAGCUUCAACCUCACUGGGCUGGACCCCGUGGCUCAUUACAAUGUCUGUGUUGACAUCGUCCUGGUGGACCAGCACCACUGGAGGUACCAAGGCGGAAAGUGGGUCCAGUGCGGCAAGGCAGAGGGGAACAUGCCAGGUAACCGGCUGUACGUCCACCCAGACUCCCCCAACACCGGCGCCCACUGGAUGCGCCAGGAGGUCUCGUUCGGGAAGCUCAAGCUCACCAAUAACAAAGGGGCAUCCAACAAUGUCACCCAGAUGAUUGUGCUGCAGUCUCUGCACAAGUACCAGCCCCGGCUGCAUGUCACUGAGGUGAAGGAUGGUGAGGGAGAUGAGUCAUACCCCUCUGCCCGCACCCAGACCUUCACCUUCCCCGAGACUCAGUUCAUCGCUGUCACAGCCUACCAGAAUGCCGAUAUCACUCAGCUAAAGAUCGACCACAACCCCUUUGCUAAAGGCUUCAGGGACAACUUUGAUUCGAUGUACACGACAUCAGAGAGUGACCGUGUCACCCCGUCCCCACCUGAUGCUGCCAGCUGCCAGCAGCUCCUUCCUGGCAGCCGCUUCCAGUCCUUCCUGCACGACCAGUACCCGCUGCCCCAGAGCCGCUACUACAAUGGAGACCGGGCACCACCCCUGCCUCUACAGCACAAGGACCCUCCCCGCUGGUACUUCACCUCCCAGCAGCCCCCCGCCCCCUCCCUGGAUUACGGUACCUAUGAGGGCAACUACUCUGGGAACAAGUACAUGUCCUAUGGCGUCAAGCCCUUCACCCUGCAGGCAUCAGCCCACCCGACACUGCCCUACUACCAGGAUCACCACCCCUUCAGCUCACCCUCUGCCUGGACCCCUGGUCAGUAUCACCCCAAGCCCAGCCCAGGGGCACUGAGCUGGUUCCAGCCCAUGCGGGACUUGCGGCCGCUGCCCCCGGGGGAAGAGAAGGGGAAGGACGCAGAGCUGUGGCCUGAGCCAACCUCGGUAAAGUCAGCCGAUUCGUCGGACUCUGGGCUGUAUGAUGCAGAGUGUAAGCGCCGCCGCCUCUCACCCUAUGUCUCCAGUGCCGAGAGCUCCCCUCCGGCUCGAAAUGGGGACCUCUAUGACAAAGAAGGGGGUGGAGAUGCUGGCUACUAUGGUUUCUAUGGCAACUGAGGACAGGCACGUGCUUGUGAGAGGGGUGAGGACUCAGCAAUUUCUAUGUGAUGUUAAAAUAAGUUCCCUCUCACAAACCCUCCCCAGCCCCCAGGUCCUAUCAGGUUGCCCCAGGAAAAGGUGAUGUUGCGGGGAGGGAAGCAGGAGCAGGAAUACAGCUGGAAGGCUGGGUUGUAGUCUCACUGGUCUGUUGCUGAUCAGACCCCUCCCCAUCCUCUCUUGCACACUUCAGAGACCUCUAGGCACACACCAGUCCCUGCUGGGUGUGUCAAUACCUUUACCAGUGUGCUGAUAUGAGUGUAAGUGUGUGCUCCAUGCACAAAUGCACUGAUGUGUGCAUGUGUAUACAUGAACCAUGUGUGCACAUGAAUCUGGGUGCACUCAAGUACGCACACACUCCUUUCCCCAUCUUAGUGCAUAAGUCCAGUCACCCAGUGUAUGGGUACACUUUUGCGUGCCAGUAGUGGUGUGUGCACACCAGCAUAAGCACAAGUGGGCUCGGCUGUGUUCAUAAAUGGGCUCACGACCCAGAGCAUUUGCACAGUCAAGCACAAGAAGGCAGUUUUGCACACACCCACUCACACCUGUGCUUGUGCUCCCUGGCUCUCUCUGGCAUGUGCCCAGAUGCAGAGAAUUGCACAAUACAUGUGCAUGUUCUCGUGCACAAAUGUCCUGAUAUGGGUGCACAAAUGUCCUGAUAUGGGUGCUCACACCAACCACAGUGCAAGGAAGAGGCACUGCACUGUCUGGUUGGCAUGAGCCAAAGCCUGUAGGCCCCGUUAAGCAGCUGCCAUCCCUAGCCCUAUCACUCCUUGCUGGCAGCAGCAGGAGAAGAAAUGAUGCAUAAUCGGACACAGCCAUGGACCCUAGCAGGAGACAGCUUGUGGCCUGAUUCCCUUAUUUACGAGAUAUGCCGCCUUCCAGGUGCUUGCCAUAAAGCUGGGCUUGCUGCCUCUGCUCAUCCAGAGCAAAAAUUGCCCUCACAACUACUGUAAGUUCACCACUCCUCAAGGCAACAGCUCUUGAUUCCUGCUGUUCAGCUAUCAUCACAACAGCAUCCCCCAUGCAUGGUGACCUCCCACAGCAACAGUCAAAACCCUGUGGGUGGCUUAGGUUGUUCCCAGCAGGUUGCUUCCUGAGGCACCUGCCUGCUGGUGACUAAGAAGAGGUGUUUGCUUCUGCUACCUUACUCAGGUUUGGCCUAUCUGGCACACGCACAAGCUACUAUGUGUGGCUGUGUGGUGGCUGGUCUGUCAACUGUCCUCUAGCAUAUCUCAAGCAAAGUUGGGGGUGGGAGGGGAGGUCUCGCUGGCUCUAUCCUGCACCUCUCCCUCUUAGACACCCCCCCCCCACCAAUCCCACCCUUGGGACAAGACCCUCAAGAUUCCCUCCCUUGCCCCAAUCUCCCCUGUGUCUAAGAGGCCCAGGCUCAUUGGAUUGAGCAGGCAGGAUCCCUGUUGGGGGCCAGUUCCCUCCUCCUUUCUCCCCCAUCAAUGGCAUAGGACCCAGCUGGGCAGAGGUGUGACCAGCAGGCUGUUCCCCUUGGGAUGAAUGUGGCUGGUUCUGGUGGCUUCCCUCUCCUGAGUGCCAUGGAGCCCGUACCAGCAAAAGAAAACUGCCAGGCCUAAAGCUCAUAUCCUCUUGGACAGGUGUACCACAGGGGCCUAGUUUGGCCGAGUAUGGGCUGGGCUCCAGUCCCUGUCCUGUAACUAGAGUGUCGGGAACUAGUGCUUGAGCCCAGGCUGUGCCUCCUCCCCAAGACCUCACGGCUGCCAUGGGUGAGACAAUAGCGGCAUGCCCCCCCUGCACACCCACCCCACUGCUGCAGGUCAGGUCAGGCUGGGAGGCACCAAGAGGCUGGCCACAGCAUGACCAGCUCAACCCUUGUUCCACAAAGCAUUUGCUGACUUCAGCCCUGGCCAGAAAGGCCUUCCCAGAGUCCUGACAGGCUUCCCAGGCAGGCAGACCCUAUCCAUGGCUCACUGAGGGGACACCACAGGAGUGAUGAGAGGCUUGGGCAAGGCACACCGCCAUCCACCAGCAGCCCUGCUCCCAGCAGCCAGGCAGUGCCAGGGCCAAGCUCCUGGUACUGGGAUGCUGCCCACAAGUAUCAGUGAAUGCAGGGUGUGGUUACACAGUGGUGCAUCCACCUUGGUGUCCCCCCGCAACCCCACCAAAAUCAGCCCAAAAGAAGCAAGGGGGGUGGUGCCUUCUAACUAAAUGAAGCAUCUAAAGAGUGGGGGAAAUGCCCCUCAACCCCCCCCAGUUUCUCUACUAAAGCUGUUUGGGGAGGAAGAGGAAGGGGAUUUUAGUCCUGCAGCAACUGUAUUCAACUCUCAGAUUCUCCUUCCUAGGGGGGAUGCCUCCCACCCCCUCCUUCCCCAGCCCUGCAAUAUUUAAAAGCCCAUAUCCUGGGAACACUUGAUUAGUAUUCAAGAAGUUGGAUUUCUUUUGUGCAGACAAUCAGAGGAAUGUGCCCUGUCCCUGCCAGCAGGCAGGGCAUAGCCUUCCUCCCAGCCUGUUGCCCAGAUUGCCCUCGCCGUGGGCACAGGUCACCCCCCCCCCCCCAACCCCACCCCGAUCGCCAAAACUGUUUACACUCCAAAAAAUAAAAAACAGCAACAACAACAACAAAAAAAACCCGAGGAGGAAAAAAAAAAAAAAAAAAGUGUAGGUUUAGAACCGUGACAGUCCUCAGUGUUUGGGUGGUUAGUCAAUUUUUUUUUUUUUUUUUUUUUAAAGAAAGGAAAUUUUACUUUUGAAAAUAUUUAUUGAAAAUUAUGUACAGGUUCCAUGUGGGGUUUUUUUGUUGUUUUUGUUUUGCUUAAGAAUUUCUUUAAAUAAAGUGUAAAGCUGUGGCUAA
Alligator mississippiensis (American alligator) is the source of this 4936-nucleotide messenger RNA. RefSeq names its product T-box transcription factor 21 (gene TBX21). The coding region runs from base 325 to 2073 and encodes 582 amino acids. Gene Ontology annotation, biological process: regulation of transcription by RNA polymerase II; cell fate specification; positive regulation of DNA-templated transcription. The record is from RefSeq and is a predicted model, not a curated record. Gene Ontology annotation, molecular function: RNA polymerase II cis-regulatory region sequence-specific DNA binding; DNA-binding transcription factor activity, RNA polymerase II-specific. Lineage: Eukaryota; Metazoa; Chordata; Crocodylia; Alligatoridae. The transcript is spliced from 6 exons. Gene Ontology annotation, cellular component: nucleus.